Molecule: messenger RNA, 915 nt
Organism: Metschnikowia bicuspidata var. bicuspidata NRRL YB-4993
Lineage: Eukaryota; Fungi; Ascomycota; Pichiomycetes; Serinales; Metschnikowiaceae
Gene: HIS1
Product: ATP phosphoribosyltransferase
Exons: 2
Coding region: 1-915 (304 amino acids)
Biological process (GO): L-histidine biosynthetic process
Cellular component (GO): cytoplasm
Molecular function (GO): magnesium ion binding; ATP phosphoribosyltransferase activity
Source: RefSeq, a predicted model, not a curated record
AUGGAUUUAGUCAACCACCUCCCAGACCGCCUAUUGUUUGCAGUUCCCAAGAAGGGACGUUUAUAUGAGAAGUGCUGCAACUUGCUUGCUGGUGCAGACAUCCAGUUCAGAAGAUCCAACAGACUCGAUAUUGCUCUUUCGACAAACUUGCCUGUGGCUUUGAUUUUCUUGCCAGCGGCAGAUAUUCCAACCUUUGUUGGAGAGGGAAAAUGCGACUUGGGAAUCACUGGCUUGGACCAAGUGAGAGAAGCCGAUAUGUUUGAAUCUGUGUCCGACUUGUUGGACUUGGAGUUCGGAAAAUGUAAAUUGCAAGUCCAGGUCCCAGCCGACGGUGACAUCGAAAAGCCUGAGCAAUUGGUCGGCAAGAAAAUCGUCUCAUCCUUCACUAGAUUGUCCGAGAGCUUUUUCAAGGACUUAGAGGUCGAAGCUGGCGUUCCAGUAGGAAGCACCAAAAUAAAAUACGUUGGCGGUUCUGUGGAAGCCUCGUGUGCUCUUGGUGUCGGUGAUGCCAUUGUUGAUUUGGUCGAGUCUGGUGAGACAAUGAAAGCGGCGGGGUUAAAGGCCAUUUCCACCGUCUUGGACACUUCUGCUCACCUCAUUUCCUCUAAAACACCAAGAUUUCCUCAGUUGGUGGACACCAUCCACCAAAGAUUCGAGGGUAUCAUGGCUGCACAGAGGUUUGUCUUGUGUAACUACAACGCUCCAAGAUCUAUUGUCCCAGAGGUGUUGAAGAUCACCCCUGGAAGAAGAUCAGCUACGAUUUCAGCGUUGGAGAAACAGCCUAAUGAUCCCGAAGAAUGGGUGGCUGUUUCUUCGAUGGUCGAAAAGAAGAGAAUUGGAAACGUUAUGGACAAUUUGAAGAAGGCGGGAGCCUCGGACAUUUUGGUGUUUGACAUCAGCAACUGUAGAGUAUAG